Messenger RNA from Closterium sp. Naga37s-1, 810 nucleotides. The record is from the annotation of a GenBank genome assembly. NCBI's taxonomy places the organism in Eukaryota, Viridiplantae, Streptophyta, Zygnematophyceae, Desmidiales, Closteriaceae.
AUGCCAACUCUCCCCCAUCCCGGCCCCCCCACGCCCUCCCAAACCCUCACAGUGCCAGCGAAGGCGUAUGGCCCCAUCACCCAGUCACAGUUACUUGGCCGGCUGGGCAUCAACUUUCGAGUGGAGGCGGUGCUGCAAGUGGCGUCGGAGCAGCAGGCGGAGGCUCUCAGGGACGGGUACUGGCGGCUCGUGGGCGAUGGGGAACCCCCGUGGCUUGAUGACGAGGAUGAGAGUGCAGGCGUGGAGGGGAAGAUAGUGGAGAGGGAGGGGGAGAUGGGGGUGCGUGGUGGGGGUGAGAGUAAUUCGUCUGGGGAAGGUGGUGGUGGUGGUGGUGGUGGUGGUGGUGGUGGUGGUGGUGGUGGUGGUGGUGGUGGUGGUGGUGGUGGUGGUGGUGGUGGUGGUGGUGGUGGUGGUGGUGGUGGUGGUGGUGGUGGUGGUGGUGGUGGUGGUGGUGGUGGUGGUGGUGGUGGUGGUGGUGGUGGUGGUGGUGGUGGUGGUGGUGGUAGCAGUGGGAGGAGGUCGUUUGAGGGCAUGGGGUCGAGGUACAAGGCUCUUGUGAUUGCGAGUGACAAGUUAGGCGUGCCGGCUGCCGGCUUUGAUCUGAUCCACGGUCACGCCGUCCCAGCUGAAGAGUUUUCGGCGCUCCACCCUCUGCGGGGACACGGCGGAGUCCGCGUGGGCGAGCGCACGGCGGGCGACGCCGCGCGUGGCGGAGGGGGAUGCGUGAAGGACGGGCCGCGCGGCGCUGGCGCUGGUGACGGCGAGGAGCAGCAGGAAGGCGAGAGGAAGGGGAAGCAGGUUGCGGCCUGA